AUGGCCACCUUCAUGGAGCACGCCUACAGUUUGGUCCACCAGGAUAAUACGGCCGACCAACCGACUUUGCAAGAGCUGAAGACGCAUCUAGAGAAGGGAUCGGAUGAUUCCAAAGUUGAAACGAUGAAGAGGAUCCUCACAAUUAUGCUCAAUGGAGACCCAAUGCCAUCGUUGCUCAUGCACAUCAUACGUUUCGUAAUGCCAUCGAAAAGCAAGGCCUUAAAGAAAUUACUUUACUUCUAUUAUGAGAUUGUUCCUAAGCUGGACGCAGGGGGGAAACUCAAGCAGGAGAUGAUUCUGGUUUGCAACGGCAUUCGUAACGAUCUACAGCAUCCCAAUGAAUAUAUCCGAGGCAAUACCCUCCGGUUCUUGUGCAAGCUCCGAGAACCCGAGUUGAUCGAACCUCUCCUUUCUUCUGCCCGAUCGUGUUUGGAGCAUCGACACGCCUACGUCCGCAAGAACGCCGCCUUCGCCGUCUCCUCCAUAUAUCACCUUUCUGAGGUCUUGAUUCCCGACGCUCCUGAACUCCUCCAAACAUUUCUCGAAGGCGAAAGUGACCACACGUGCAAGCGGAAUGCAUUUGCGGCUCUCAGUGCAAUGAACCAUGACAAGGCGCUGGAAUAUCUUGGCGGAGCUUUCGACGGCAUACCCAAUGCAGACGAGCUGCUUCAGCUGGUCGAGCUCGAGUUCAUACGCAAGGAUGCAGUGCAGAAUUCACAGAACAAGGCUCGAUAUUUGCGCCUGAUCUUCGACUUGCUAGAGGCCGGAGCCACGACCGUAGUGUACGAAGCAGCAUCAUCACUAACAUCGCUCACCAAUAACCCUGUAGCUGUCAAAGCGGCGGCGACUAAGUUUGUCGAGCUCAGUGUCAAAGAAGCCGACAACAAUGUGAAGCUCAUAGUACUAGCUCGAGUUGACCAAUUACGGAGAAGAAAUGAGGGUGUCUUGGACGACCUUACCAUGGAGAUACUUCGUGUCCUUGCUAGCCCUGACAUGGACGUUCGAAGAAAGGCUCUGAAUCUUGCUCUCGAAAUGGUCUCAAGCAAGAACGUGGACGAGGUGGUAAUGCUCCUGAAAAAGGAACUUCAAAAGACUGUGGAUGAGCAGUACGAGAAGAACACCGAAUAUCGGCAACUACUCAUUCACUCUAUACAUCAGUGUGCCAUCAAAUUCUCCGAAGUUGCGGCGUCCGUUGUAGAUCUUCUCAUGGAUUUUAUCGCAGAUUUUAAUGCCACCAGUGCCGUCGACGUUAUAUCAUUCGUCAAAGAGGUCGUGGAGAAAUUCCCCAAGCUUCGGUCUUCGAUCGUGGAACGCCUUGUCACAACGUUGAGCGAGGUCCGUGCAGGAAAGGUGUACAGAGGUGCGCUUUGGAUUGUUGGCGAAUACUCACUAGAAGCAAAUGAUAUUCGGGAAGCGUGGAAGAAGAUACGGGCGAGUCUCGGCGAGAUACCGAUUCUAUCCUCAGAACAGCGACUGCUUGAGGAAGUACCCGACGAGCAACAAGAAACAAAGGAGCAAGUCAAUGGCCACGCGAAACCUUCAGCCCCUACAGGCUCGAGAAAAGUCUUAGCAGACGGUACGUACGCCACGGAGAGCGCAUUGACGAGCGACUCGUCCGCCAAAGCCAAAUUGGAAGCUGUCAAGGCUGCACAAAAGCCUCCGCUACGGCAACUCAUAUUAGAUGGAGACUUCUACCUCGCAUCUGUGCUUUCUUCGACUCUGACUAAGCUUGUGAUGAGGCAUUCUGAGAUCUCGCAAGACACUGCUCGUACCAAUGCGCUGCGGGCUGAAGCUAUGCUUAUCAUGAUAUCAAUCAUAAGAGUUGGUCAGUCACAAUUCGUCAAGGCGCCCAUUGAUGAGGAUUCCGUCGAUCGCAUUAUGUCGUGUGUUAGAUCAUUAGCCGAAUUCGCGCAAAAGAAGGAUCUAGAGACAGUAUUCUUAGACGAUACCAGGAAAGCAUUCCGUGCUAUGGUGCAGGUCGAAGAGAAGAAGCGAGCCGCAAAAGAGGCUGUGGAGAAGGCAAAGUCAGCGGUUCAGGUAGAUGAUGUUGUUGGUAUACGGCAAUUGGCCAAGAAAUCUACGGGCGAUGGCUCCGAUCAGUUCGACGUCGAUCUCGAAAAGGCCACUGGCGGCGAUUCUGCAACUGAAGAACUCUCCUCGAAAUUGAGCAGAGUGGUCCAACUUACCGGAUUCUCGGAUCCAGUGUACGCUGAAGCAUACGUCAAAGUCCACCAAUUCGACAUCGUGUUGGACGUGUUGCUGGUCAAUCAAACCUCGGAGACGCUUCAAAAUCUAUCCGUCGAGUUUGCUACUUUAGGCGACUUGAAGGUAGUGGAACGACCGACAACUCAGAAUCUUGGGGCUCACGACUUCCAAAAUGUCCAGAGUACCAUCAAAGUGUCUUCAACAGAUACUGGCGUGAUCUUUGGCAACGUGGUUUAUGAUGGAUCCAGCUCGACAGAGAGCACCGUUGUGAUCCUCAAUGAUGUGCAUGUAGACAUCAUGGACUACAUACAGCCAGCACAGUGCACUGAAACGCAAUUCAGAACAAUGUGGACAGAGUUCGAAUGGGAGAACAAGGUCAAUAUCAAUUCAAAGGCCAAGACAUUGCGGGAAUUCCUGACGCAACUAAUGGCAUGCACGAACAUGACAUGUCUGACGCCAGAAGCAUCAAUGAAGGGCGACUGUCAAUUCUUAAGCGCGAAUCUCUACGCUCGGAGUGUUUUUGGAGAGGACGCAUUAGCAAAUCUGAGCAUCGAAAAAGAAGGAGAUGAAGGGCCGAUAACAGGGUUCGUACGCAUUCGCAGUCGAUCGCAAGGUCUUGCAUUAAGUCUGGGAUCUUUGAAAGGGUUGAACAAGGUUGGAGGUUCAACUGCAUAG
Messenger RNA from Letharia columbiana, 2880 nucleotides. RefSeq lists its product as uncharacterized. Lineage: Eukaryota; Fungi; Ascomycota; Lecanoromycetes; Lecanorales; Parmeliaceae. Gene Ontology annotation, cellular component: COPI vesicle coat; cytoplasm. Gene Ontology annotation, biological process: endoplasmic reticulum to Golgi vesicle-mediated transport; intra-Golgi vesicle-mediated transport; intracellular protein transport. The coding region runs from base 1 to 2880 and encodes 959 amino acids. Gene Ontology annotation, molecular function: structural molecule activity. The record is from RefSeq and is a predicted model, not a curated record. The transcript is spliced from 6 exons.